Messenger RNA from Scomber scombrus (Atlantic mackerel), 5131 nucleotides. RefSeq names its product solute carrier family 15 member 2 (gene slc15a2). Gene Ontology annotation, molecular function: dipeptide transmembrane transporter activity. Gene Ontology annotation, biological process: transmembrane transport; oligopeptide transport. The record is from RefSeq and is a predicted model, not a curated record. Bases 1179 to 3293 code for a protein of 704 amino acids. NCBI's taxonomy places the organism in Eukaryota, Metazoa, Chordata, Actinopteri, Scombriformes, Scombridae. The transcript is spliced from 23 exons. Gene Ontology annotation, cellular component: membrane.
UUCUGGUCAAAUAAAGGAGAAAUACCAUGGCUACCAUACGGACAAUUGGGGCAAGAGCCCAAGGGCCCUUGAGAAGAGAGGGGCCCUCAAUGGUUAGAGAAAAAAAAAGGUGUGCUCUAGAGAUACACAACACAAAUCUCUUUAUGUUGAUAAUUAUGGUCACUGUCAGAAACCUACUACAGUAUGUCCAAAACAUGUGUGUCUAUGUGCACCCCUGGUAUAAACCUUGUUAACCAGAAAAGUAUACGGUUGCCAUGGAUACCAAGUACAUUUCAGACCUCUCAAGUCUCAGGCAUUGGCCGUGAGACACGCAUUUCAAGCUGCUCUCACGUUCACACGCCACACAUGACAUUUUUUCACGCCGGGAAGUGAUAGAUCUCACCGGACAGAAAUUAUUAUACAGAAGAGAACAGGAACGUAUAUUUAUCCCGCUGUCCCGGUGGGAUACGGGAGUCCUCUGCAUAUCUCCAGACGCUCCCCUCUGACACUCAGUCCGCCCCCCCCCCCUCCCCCUCAACACACACACACACACACACACACACACACACACACACACACACACACACACACACACACACACACACACACACACACACACACACACACACACACACACAUGGCUGUCUACAGCAGGGUACAGAUAGAUGUACUAAUGCCUUGAUAAAUAGCCUACAUGUGUCCCCUAUCACUUACACUGAAAGCACAUUUUAAGGGGAUCUAUUAAUAGUCAGUAUGAACAGGAGGAAUGAUUGAAAGGAGAAACCUAUUUCACUGUUCACAUGGACAUCAUCAUAAAAAGUAAGCAUAUCUGAAAAUAGAAAAAUAGCUUAUUUCCUGAAUAAAAUGUGCCUUGACAGUUGUCACCCACACAGUGAAUCAGUGGGUGUUGCUCUUUGAGAAUUACAAUAAAUUCAUCCAUCCGAGGAAAAGGGGCAGUUGGGUCGCCACUUCCAGGACUCUGUGCCCCUCCAUCCCACAUUCACUUGUGAGCUCAACAACGACUCUAUUGUACAAGCAGAGAGGCUGAUCCUACUCCUACUUCUGCGGGUCCCCACUUCUCCACAAUUAACGGACCUCCCGCUGCACGGAAAGACAGAGCGGAGUGGGACGGACUUGGAUGUUAGUCAGGAGCCCCCGAUGCAGCACAGAGCCACAAUCUCACCAGCAAACAUAGCAACAUGACCAAGAAACUAUGUGGAACCAAUUACCCAGUCAGCAUCUGCUUCAUAGUGGUGAACGAGUUCUGCGAACGCUUCUCCUACUAUGGCAUGAAAGCGGUGCUGACGCUUUACUUCCUAACCUAUCUGCACUGGGACAAGGACCUCUCCACCGCCAUCUACCAUGCCUUUAGCAGCCUCUGUUACUUCACACCCAUACUGGGAGCUCUCAUUGCUGACUCCUGGCUCGGAAAAUUCAAGACCAUCGUCUACUUGUCCAUCGUAUAUGUCAUCGGCCAUGUGGUCAAGUCGGUCGGAGCCAUUCCACUGGUGGGAGACAGCAACAUGCACAUCGCUCUGUCCAUGGUGGGUUUGAUACUCAUCGCCUUCGGCACUGGAGGAAUCAAACCUUGCGUGGCGGCAUUUGGAGGAGACCAGUUUGAUGAGGAGGACAUUAGUGAGAGACAGAAAUUCUUCUCCAUUUUCUACAUGUCAAUCAAUGCUGGGAGCCUCUUGUCUACCGUGAUUACACCCAUGCUGAGAGCCGAUGUGCAGUGUUUCGGUGGUGACUGCUACGCUCUGGCCUUCGGGGUUCCUGCAGCUUUGAUGAUCGUGGCUUUAGUUGUGUUCAUUUCUGGCAGCGGCAUGUAUAAGAGAAGUCCUCCUCAGGGAAACAUCUUGUUGGAAGUCUGUAAUUGCAUUGGGUUUGCUAUCAAAAAUCGCUGGAGGAGAUCGAAGGAUGAGGCUGAAAGGAAGCACUGGUUGGACUGGGCUGAGGAGAAGUACUCGAAACGUCUGAUCCAGGAAAUUAAAAUGGUUCUGCGGGUUUUGGUGCUCUACAUCCCCCUGCCGAUGUUCUGGGCUCUGUUUGAUCAGCAGGGUUCACGCUGGACACUCCAAGCCAUCGGGAUGAACAUGUCUUUUGGAGAGUCUUUCGUCAUUAAACCUGACCAGAUGCAGAUGCUGAAUGCGCUGCUGAUUCUUGUUUUCGUGCCCAUCUUUGACCUCAUCAUAUAUCCGCUCGUUGCCCUUUGUGGAAUCAACGUCACACCUCUGAGGAAAAUGGCCGCAGGGAUGAUUUUUGCAGCGCUGGCCUUUGGAGCGGCCACACUGGUGGAGCUGAACGUCAUUAAAACAGUGGUGAGUCCUGCACCUGCCGGGAAGUGUCUCCUGCAGGUAUACAACCUGGCAAAAGGUGAUGUCACUCUGCAGUUCCCCAGUGGCACACCGUUCCCACAGCCCAUCCCAUACCUCCAGGAUCCUCCUAAUUAUGUGACCAUUCCGUUGGAGGCGCCCAGCAAGGAAAUGCUUAUUACAGUCAUGCUCAAUGGAGAAUCAUCUGUGUGUACCCAGACGUUUAAGCAAGAGGAGGCCUACAGUCUGAUCUUAUACAACCAGACAACAGGAAUUCAGUGCAAACUCGUGCCCGACAACAUACAGAAAAGUGGAGAUGGGAAUCCAAUUCUGAGGUUCCUCAACACACAGCCGGAGGCAAUAAACGUUACGGUUGCAGAUGAGACUUUCCACGCCAUCAGCGGUUAUAGCAUGACUCCUAACAAGACUGUGCCAUAUGGAGAAUACCAUGAUGUCAGCUGCAGAAUGAAUUCAGGGAAGUGCUCAGGUCUUGACCUGGGCCUGCUGGAAUUUGGAGCUGUCUACACUGUCAUACUCAUGGAGGAACUUGAUCUAAUUAAGCCUUACAAAAUGGUAGAUGUGAAAGCCAACAGCAUAAACAUUGCCUGGCAGAUUCCUCAGUACGUCCUGAUAACUAUGGGGGAGGUCAUGUUCUCUAUUACAGGCCUGGAGUUCUCCUACUCACAGGCUCCAGCCAACAUGAAGUCAGUCCUACAAGCUGGCUGGCUGCUCACCGUUGCAUUUGGGAACAUCAUAGUGCUGAUUGUGGCAGAGGGGGCUGGAUUGGAACAGUGGAAAGAGUUCGUGCUGUUUGCUGGCCUGCUAUUAGGCGUCUUCAUCAUCUUCUCCAUCAUGGCCUACUUCUACACCUACGUUGACCCCGAGGAGGUCGAGAAGGUCUACCUGGAGGAUUCAGGGAAGGAGGAAAAUGACGAUGACAACAAAAAGGAAAAAACAACUGACAUGCAGUUGAAAAAAAGGGUGAAGAGCACCAGACUGUAACUGUGCCAUUCUUCGUUGCUGUAGCUGAUUUUUUAAUUUUGCUAAAAAAGAUGAAGUAUUGAAUGUAUUAGACAAAGACACAUCAGGAGAAGGUACCUUGUUUUAAUUCAGACUCUUUUUUUUCUUUUCAUGUUUUGGUUUUGAGGUACUUUUUUUGUGAGAAAAUGAACCAAUUUUUGUGGUUUGAAGUUCAGUAUUUGUUUGCCAUUAUCUUUUGCCAAAUCUUUCUGAUCACUCCAGUAUAUUCUAAAAUCAAGACCAACGAGGAAAGAGAAGUAUUUUCUGAAUGAGACUGAAUACUGUUAAUACAUGAAGUACUGAAGCAAAAUACUAUGUGAUUUCCCACACCUUGAUCAAAAAAUAGUGUUAUUGCAGAUGAAUGUCAAAUAUGAUAUACUCUAUAUAUGUGUUGCAUAUUAACUCCAUGUCAAAAUGUUAUAUUUUCUAUGAUAGUAACCUAUAUUGAUUUUGACAGAACCCUUUGGAGAAAGGGUUCAGUUUACUUUGUGUAUAUGACAAUAAUACUAAGGGACCAUAGUUACUGGUGGUUUUGCAUGUGAUAGGCCAUUACUAAAAAUCUGCAGAUAACAUUACUGCUAGCUGUUUCGCAAAGCGCACCAUAUGUUUUUUUGAUUGCUGACCUGCCAUUAAGGAAGCUAAGGAAGUUAUCUCUCCUCCCCAGACUCAAAGCUCUUGUGGGUUCUUAGAUCAGGCAGAAUCUACCUCAAUUGAUCCAGUUUGCCUGCUUCCGUAGCUGCAGCACAAUGCGUUUGUGUGCUAAUGUUUCAAUCAAUCAAUCAAUCAAUCAAUCAAUCAAUCAAUCAAUCUUUAUUUGUAUAGCGCCAAAUCACAACAAAGUCUCAAGGCACUUUACACAUAGAGCAGGUCUAAACCGUACUCUUCAGGUUUUAAUUUUAAAGAGACCCAACAUUCCCACAUGGCGACAAACAGGCAGAACCAGGUUCAAAGUAGGCGGCCAUCUGCCUCGACCGGUUGGGUUAGUGGGGUAAUGUUUCACAUCUGGCAACCUGGGGUGUCGAAAUUAGCGGCGUCAACUUAAUCUCAUAGAAAUACGUGAAAUGACUACGACCUCCUCUUAACACUGUAUUACGUGUUGGUGGCACGUGAUGCGUUAAAAUCACGCACCAGCACCAUGAUCAGGUUGAAUGGGCAGUGGGCAGAAUUUCAAUUUAGUAUGUUUCCUUAAUUGAUCAAAUAUCAUGUCAUUUUAUGAGCUAGUACAGUAAAUCUACCACAUAUUGGUCCUUUAAUACAUCAGGAUGAUCAUUUGUUUACCUUAAUUUUUUUGUGAGCUACACUUCUGUAAAAACAGAGUUAUAUACCUCUAAUGUAUCAUCCUUGAAUCAUACGAUAAGUCCAUAUAUAGACAUGAUGAUGUUGUUAAUUAUGCUAUUGUACGAUAAGUUGAUAACAAUAAUUGUGACAGGCCUAUGUGCUGCCAGUAACAUCUGGCAUCUGACAGCAUUCUUUAAUACAUGACAUAAGGAAAACAGUGCCUACUUGCAGCUGUAUUACAGUACGGUACAACAACAUUCAAGAAGCUUUCAUGUCUGGAUGGUGGGAAUUAAAUACAUCUAAAUGGAAAACAGUCAGCAAUAUUGUAAAGCACAGUAUGUGAUUUGUAGUUUGUGUGCUAAAACAUGCGAAACCACUAAAACUGUAUCAUCCUGUAAAGUCAUAAAAUACUUGUUGAACACUUUAUUCAGGGAAAUGUGUAAAUGAUGCUGCUCCCUGUAAAGUUAACUGUAAAUAGACUAUUGUGAUGCUGAAACUUGUUUUUUGUGCUGUUGGAAAUUUGAAUGAACAUUUAAAAUAUG